This is a messenger RNA of Clupea harengus (Atlantic herring), 2399 nucleotides long. It is a transcript of the gene dlst, whose product is annotated as dihydrolipoamide S-succinyltransferase. Gene Ontology annotation, molecular function: dihydrolipoyllysine-residue succinyltransferase activity. The record is from RefSeq and is a predicted model, not a curated record. Gene Ontology annotation, cellular component: oxoglutarate dehydrogenase complex; mitochondrion. Gene Ontology annotation, biological process: tricarboxylic acid cycle. NCBI's taxonomy places the organism in Eukaryota, Metazoa, Chordata, Actinopteri, Clupeiformes, Clupeidae.
GUCUGCUUUCACUUCACUUCCCCUUGUGUUGUUACUGGCUUCACUGAACGAGGUCAGUUGACAGCCUGUCAUCGCAGCCAACAUGCUGUCCCGUUCACGAUGUUUUUCGCGGACAUUUGGACGUUCUGUUUCUGUGUUGUCACAGAGUAAUAAGGGCCUUGGACAACGGACGGUGUCGGGCCUCUCUUCAGGCAUCCAGAUUGUUUACAAGAACAGUCAAACAUGCGAUCCCAAGCCGGUCUCCAGUGUCUCCCACAUCAGAUACUUCAGGACUUCUACAUGCUACAAGAACGAAGUCGUCACGGUAAACACACCCGCCUUCGCAGAGUCUGUCACAGAGGGAGAUGUCAGGUGGGAAAAAGCUGUUGGUGAUACCGUGGCGGAAGAUGAAGUGGUGUGCGAGAUUGAGACUGAUAAGACCUCUGUGCAGGUGCCCUCCCCUGCGGCUGGCGUGAUUGAGGAGCUUCUGAUCCCAGAUGGUGGAAGAGUGGAGGGUGGACAACCCCUGUUCAAACUCAAGAAAGGAGCUGGAGCCCCCAAGGCUGCUGCUGCACCCCCCCCUCCAGCACCGAAAGCUGAGGCGCCAGCAGCGGAUGCUGCACCGACACCUGUCAUCACGCCAAUCCCAACUGCCAUGCCACCUGUGCCCCCUGUGCCAGGCAAAGCUGCUGAUGCCAGACCUGUGUCUGCAGUGAAGCCCACCACAGCUCCAGCAGCCGCGGCCGCCACUGCUGCUACCACAGGAGCCAGGACAGAGAGCAGGGUGAAGAUGAACCGAAUGCGUCUGAGGAUUGCGCAGCGUCUGAAGGAGGCCCAGGAGACCUGUGCCAUGCUGACCACAUUUAACGAGGUGGACAUGAGCAACAUCCAGGAGAUGCGUAAACUGCACAAAGACGCCUUCCUCAAAAAACACAACAUCAAGCUGGGCUUCAUGUCUGCUUUUGUGAAAGCUUCUGCUCACGCUCUCACCGAGCAGCCUGCUGUCAACGGAGUUAUUGAUGACACCACCAAAGAAAUUGUGUAUAGGGACUAUGUAGACAUCAGUGUGGCCGUGGCAACACCAAAGGGGCUGGUGGUGCCGGUCAUCCGCAGCGUGGAGACCAUGAACUUUGCUGACAUUGAGAAAACCAUCAAUGCACUGGGAGAGAAGGCACGUAAGAACGAGCUGGCCGUGGAGGACAUGGACGGAGGCACCUUCACCAUCAGCAACGGAGGCGUGUUUGGAUCCAUGUUCGGCACGCCCAUCAUCAACCCCCCGCAGUCGGCCAUCCUGGGCAUGCAUGGCAUCUUUGACAGGCCCGUGGCCAUUGGGGGCAAGGUGGAAAUCCGGCCCAUGAUGUACGUGGCGCUGACGUAUGACCACCGGUUGAUUGACGGCAGAGAGGCGGUGACUUUCUUGCGCAAGAUCAAGGCCGUGGUGGAGGACCCUCGUGUUCUGCUCCUCGAUAUGUAACCUCAGGGGGUCUCCUCCUAAUAUAUAACUACACACUAUUAAACACACGUGAUGCCAACUCGACACGCUGUGACAAUUUGUGGACUUGUGUAGCCCUCCAGAGCCUUUCUAAAUGACGUUGAGGCCAUGACACGUAUCACACUGAUGUAAGAUAAGGAUAACACAAACAAGGAAUGGUUAUUUUCACAUGGGCUAUAUGUUAUAAAGGGACUGCAUUAAAGGUACCAUAUCUUGCUAGUAAGUAAGGGCCCUUUAAACUACAGUAGUGUACCAGCUCUCAUACUUUCUUUAGAAAAGCGUUAAAUGAACGACUGCACAAUGUCCUAGCAGGUGAUAAUGAGGAGGGGAAAAAUGUCCGCGUUUUGACUGCAGUUACAGCUGGUAUCAUGUUGUGUUUGAUGGUGACAUUAUGCUGAGAUUGUUCAGGCCUCUUCAAAAUAUGGCUUGUCUAAAUUAUAUAAAGUUACUCCCUCCAAAUAGCAGAACAAUGCAUCAUCUUCAUGCUCCAAUGCUCAGAUUUCACAGCAAUUGUAAAAGAAGAAAUGUAAAGGUCUUUUUUUUUUUCUGUAGUCAGAAGAGGUGGUUCGACACAUGACACCUGAUGUUCCACUCAAAGAAAACAUCAUACCUUUCCAUACCUUAUCUAUAUCCUGCUCAAAGUACGUCCAGUUAAUCCGUGAAACUUGACAUUACACACUCACACACAAAGCAUUACACACACUCUUAGCCCAAACAAGUUGGGAGUAGUGCAAGUGUUUCAUCUGCGGCAGUUGUGGUCUUUCAUUGGCUGUUUGGUACUAUUGUGUAACUCAAACUGCAUAGCAAGUCUUGCCACAAAGUCUUCACAUUUCAUCCAAUUGGAACAGAUCUAAAUGCACAACCCUUUAAAUGUCUGAACAAACAUGUUUGUGUGGUAACCUUUAUAGCAUAAAUGGCCUUUGCUUUA